Messenger RNA from Dothidotthia symphoricarpi CBS 119687, 2289 nucleotides. Its product is annotated as peptidase S41 family protein. NCBI's taxonomy places the organism in Eukaryota, Fungi, Ascomycota, Dothideomycetes, Pleosporales, Dothidotthiaceae. Gene Ontology annotation, molecular function: serine-type peptidase activity. The record is from RefSeq and is a predicted model, not a curated record. Gene Ontology annotation, biological process: proteolysis. Bases 1 to 2289 code for a protein of 762 amino acids. The transcript is spliced from 2 exons.
AUGAGAUCUUCAGCGGUAUUGUCGGUAUUCGUAGCUUUUGCUACAGCGCAGAUAGGAUCCUCCAGCACAAGAGUAGUACCGACAUCCAUCGGGAAUGUCGUGCCUUCAGCUACGCAAACAGUGUCUGGACCAAUAUCAACAGGAAGCGCAUGUGCGCAAAUAGCAGAUGCUGUUGCAAAUGCGAGAUCGCGGUAUCCAAGUGUACAGGCUUCGCUCGCAUACGCGUGUCUAAAGUCUGUACCAAUCAGUACAGAUGAGGCGGCGCUCACAAUUACUUCCAUCAAGCAAAUGGCUGAGUUCCAAUCUACCAUAUCGUACCUCAAAGAUCCACCAGAAGGAUGGGCAAAUGAGGCGGUAGACAUAAUGGCCGGGCUAGACGAUAUCGGUUCCAAAGUGCAGAACGGAGACUACACGAACGAGUUCGAUUUCGAAACCGACAUCGCAACGCUGUUCAUCAAAGCGCACGACGGCCAUUUUGGGUUUGACGGCAUGGUCUUCGGCGGCACACUUGUAUGGCGAAGAAGCAGCAACAUCGCCCUGAUAUCAGCGUCAAGAGAUGGGAGUGAGUUGCCUGAGAUAUGGGCGCUGCGUGACUUCAACAGGACAAUUACCGAAUUCGAGCCUUCGCCCGUCACGCAAAUCGACGGACAAGACGUUGUGCAUUUCCUCCAAGAAGAAUCAAACAUGAACUCAUAUCACGAUCCGGACACACGCUACAACGCCAUGUUCUUCAUGCAGUCCGCCGAGAACUUCGGAUACUUCACUUCCCCGCGCUUCUACCCCGGCGACACAACAAACAUCACGUACGAAAACGGGACGACGGAUACUUAUCGUAAUGCGGCGAUGGUCGUGCAGCCUGAUGCUUGGUCGUACGUUUCGGACCCGGAAUCUUUCUACGAAACUUUCGUCUCGCCCCAGACCAGCGCGGAGAGAGUGAGGAAAAGGGACCCCAAUCUGCUGCCGCGCCAUCUGGAGAACCCCCGCGACCACGAGUUCCAUGGCUCUUCGGUCGUUCCGCACGGCUCUGUCCCGGCGCUGUACCCAGAGCCAGCCGUGGCUCAUUCCGCGCCCGACACACCGCUGGCAGGCUACUUCAUCAACACAGACGCAGGCGAGAUUGGCGUCCUGAUGGUGCAAACCUUCAACACGCCCGACGUCCAGACAACCAUCGAGUUCCAAUCCGUGGUGCAAGAAUACAUCGCCCAAGCCAAAUCACGCGGCGUGGAGAAACACAUCAUCGACGUGCGCACAAACGGCGGCGGCAAGGUAAUGCUCGGCUACGACAUGUACAUGCAAUUCUUCCCCUCGCAAGAACCACAGACACAAUCGCGAUACCGGGGCCACGCAGCCAGCGCGCUCUUCGGAGAGAAGAUAUCCUCCAUCACGCGCCCGACCCUAUACAACGUCGACGUCUUCGCCAGCCCCUUCAGCAACGACGCCUACCUCUCCACCAACCUCACCGACAUCCCAACCUGGUCCGCCAUGUACCCACCCACAACCUUCCACAACGACACCUUCACCACACUCCUAAAAUACAACCUCUCCGACCCCCUCACAACCUCGAACACCCGCGUAGCAACAGGCAUAACAAUCACCGGCUACGCCGCCCGCGCAAACUUCACCACAGACCCCUUCCGCGCCCAGGACAUCGUCAUCCUCUCAGACGGCAUCUGCGCCUCAACAUGCACCAUCUUCACCGAGCUGAUGGCCCAGCAGUCGCACGUACGCACCCUCACCAUCGGCGGCCGCCCCAACACAGGCCCCAUGCAGCACGCAGGCGGCACAAAAGGCACCCUCGUGCUACCCGCAGACUACCUACAUUCCAUCGCCGACUACGUAACUAGCGCAUACGCUUCGGACCGCGAAGAAGCAGCGUCCUGGGCGGAAUUCCUCCCUGCCCCCUUCGCGAUAGCGAGUACAUAUGCGUCGGUCAAUUUUCAGGAUAAUAUCCGUGUUGGGCUCGAGAGUGGGGGGGUUCCGUCACAGUUCCUCAAUGAUUCGAGCAGUUGUCGCGUUUGGUAUGAGCCGGGUAUGUUUCAUGAUGUGGGACGUGUGUGGGAUAAGGUUGCGCGGGUGGCGUUUGGGAAUCAGGGGGCGUUGGAUGAGGGGGCGUGUGUGGCGGGGAGUGUGGCGUCCGAGGAGCAGCAGAGUGGGCAGGGGGCGGGGAAUUCGGGGACGGGGGCAGGGUCUGGUCGUGAGAAGAAGGGGGCGGCCAGUGGGGUGAGGCCUGCGGGGUGGAUGGGGGUGCUUGUUGUUGUUGCUGUGGGGGUGAUGGGUGUGUUGGGGUGA